CCACCGGCGACGUGGAAUUUGCCCCGAGCUCGGUAUUCGGACGCAGAAGCGCGCAGCUGGUGGCCGCGUGUGCGAGUCGAGUGAACAGGGUUUGGUUACGUGCUUCACCGAACUAUGCCGUUGGUCAUAUUGGGAGCUGCACUCACAGCAAGAAGAAAUAAGCUGGUUGUCAACAUCACAUGGCAUGACACCGCGCGAACCUCUCUCCAAGACGAUCACUGCUGAGGUUCCCACACAAGCACGUGGCUGGGCUCAGUAGUUUGUGAUCUUCAACAAGAAAUGAAACUGGGUGGAGGUAGAUAAUGUUUCCGCACUCGAUAGGAAGAAUACUACCAUUUGAUUGACUCAAAUAACUUUCGUGGUCAUGGUGCUGUAACAAAUUUUGACUGAGGUUGUCCAAACGCAAAACGAUGAGGAGGAUGUUUUCAACUGGACCGGGAACGAACUUUGCAGUGAUUAUCUUACUUCUUCCGCUUCUCGUGGGAUGCCGUAGGUAUCAAGAUGAGCCCAUCUCGUUGGCUGUGUACGUGGGUAGCCAGAUCGACCUUCCGUGCCGUGCGCUGUUGGCGGACGACUUGCCCCAAAGGAUCCACUGGUACAAGGAUGACUCUCCUUUACCUGUCUACAGCGUAACCUACGAUGGCACAGCGCACAGGGCUAACAUCAUGCAGGGGCGCCAUUCGGCUCGUUCAGACUGGACUCAGAGGGCCUACUUCAGCGUACUGGGCUCCCCCGCGACACUCAAAGUGAACGAUCUGUCUUAUCAGGACUCCGGCACAUACAUCUGUCAGGUCAUCAUCAGUCGGGCCACACAGCGCAACGCUACACUUCAUCUUGUCGUUGUCGGUCCUCUGAAGCUCCCGGUGAUCCGAGACGGCCGGGGCCGGACAAAAAACGACAUCGUGGGGCCUUAUUUCGAAGGUGACGAGCUCAGCCUUACCUGCGAAACCCCGGGAGGUAAGCCGACCCCCGCCAUCACGUGGUUCAAGAAUGGCAAAGUCAUAGAAAGUUCGACGCUGUCUUUCGCCAGAGGAAAUAUUCGUAGCGACGUCGUCAUCCCGGUGCUCACCAGAUCUGACCUACUCGCUAUCUUUUCGUGCCAGGUGUCCAACAACAUUUCAGCGGCAGUCAGCUCAUCCGUAAAGUUAGACAUGAUAUUGCGUCCUCUACUGGCUGUGAUUCGUCGUGGUGAUAUGCCCCUGUCUGCGGACAUUCCCGUCGAGAUAGUCUGCGAAGCCAUGGGGUCCCGGCCCCCGGCAACGCUCACCUGGUGGCGCAAUGGGGCACAGUUGAACCAAACGUUUACUCACGUGUCUGCUGAUGGAAACGUUACUACCUCGGUGGUGACGUUCACUCCGACCAACAACGAUAACGGUUUGCAGCUCAUGUGCCGGGCUCAGAAUCCAAUCCUUCCUGGAGCCAUCGCCGAAGACGUCUGGAUCAUGCGCAUUUUCUUCAAGCCGGUGGUUGUGCUGCAGCUGGGACCGCCAUUUUACAACGCCAGCCUGAUCGAAGGUUCAGACGUGUUCCUAGAGUGCAAGGCGCAGGCCAACCCUCCAGUCACUAGCGUAGGAUGGCGACGUGACGGCAAGUUGGACGUUUCUUUAGACCAUGACAUUGCCAUCAACGACAACUUUCUCGCCAUCCAACAUCUACGUCGCCACCAUUCGGGCAACUACUCUUGCUUCGCAUCCAACAGCGAAGGCUCCUCAGAAAGCAACUGGCUUGAGCUCCGCGUCCAGCACACACCAGUGUGCAAGCACGAAUCUCCAGUGGUGUACGUGGGCUCCCGAAACGACGAAGUGCAAAUUGUGUGCGAGACUGUCGCCCAUCCGGAGAGGGUCACCUUUCACUGGAGCUUCAAAGACAGCAGCGGAGGCAGACCCAUCUACUCCGGCUACAGCGCCGAACAUGCGAAGCUGAUGAGCGUCAUGCACUAUGCGCCGAUGUUGGACGCCGACUUCGGCACGCUCUUGUGCUUGGCCAAUAACAGUGUCGGCUACCAGAAGGAGCCUUGCGUCUUCCACGUCGUGCAAGCCCGGCCACCAGAGCCACUACGGAACUGUAGGGUCACCAACCUGACGGAGACGUCGUUCGUCGUUUUGUGCGGAAGUGAGACGGAUGGCGUGCAUGAUGCUAUGAACACGACCUACGUGCUGGAGCUGUACAGUUUUCAGCAGACUGCUCGCGUGCUUAACGCCAGCUCGACCAUGCCGGCGUUCAGCGUACGCCAUCUGACGCCUGGUACCGAGUACUUCAUUGUUCUUUACGGAGUCAACCGGAUCGGAGAAAGCAAUGCAGUCAAGAUGUACGCCAGCACGCUCGCAUCACCGGAGGCUCUCUUAGAUACAGAACCCGGAUGGGCUGUGCUUGGUCUGGGCGUGUAUUCUACAGUUCUCGUCGUACUUCUUAUCAUGCUGUUUAUUGUCACCAUCAUAAUGAUACUGGUGCUCCGGCGGUGGAAAAGAAGCCGUGCACGAAGAGGAAAGGCGGCUAGUCAACAUGAAAGGCACAGCUGUCUCGCCACCAUUGACCGCACGGGGAAGACGGAAGGCUAUUCAGGGAGUGAAGAAGUUAUGGGCCUCGGCGGUUUGCCGGAACAGGGCGACUUCGUGCUCGACAACUCUGUUCUCCGCCCCCGUACAGCACAUUGCGUCAAUGAAGUCCCGAUCGUCCCAGCGUACCAUGGUCACCACAACGGGAUCCGCCUUCAGACAUUCUCUCGGGACGUUGUUUAGUGGUCAUCUUGCCGCUUCUUGGACGAUUUCAGCAAUGCUACGGAUGCACUUUGAGAAAACUAACGGGGACAGCGAUUCGUUUGGUCGACCCGGUAACACGGCAAAACGUGGUGUGUGUUCAACAGGCGACUAUCCCGAGAGCUAUUAUUUCUAGAGGUGACACUGUACGAUGGGUACCUGAUAUUUCUGAUACCUGAUAUUCGUCGUGUUCUGUGAUACCAUGAAAUCUUGAACGCGUCCUUAUAUAUAGCGACGUUUGUCUGCACCUAUUUGGGCGCAAAUACAAAGUCCCUUCCAGCAGAAAGAGCGAAUCGUAUCGAGAAGCAUUCGCUAUUGUUACCAGUUGUUACACUUGAAAGUGCUAACGUAGCAUUAUUUAUUCAGCGGUCAUAUAGACGUUAGUACGUACAGCAUUUACAAAAUGCAACAUCCUGGCGUCAGUAACAUAGCGUAAGAUAAAAGUCCUUUCAGUGAGCAUACUAUAUAAUGUCGACGUCAAGUACGGUAUCUGUUCCAAAAUAGGUCCACCCCGUUUUCUGGUGCCCCAGAAAGAAGAGAAACCAUGUAAACACAGUC
This is a messenger RNA of Ornithodoros turicata, 3314 nucleotides long. RefSeq names its product roundabout homolog 1-like. Bases 411 to 2738 code for a protein of 775 amino acids. NCBI's taxonomy places the organism in Eukaryota, Metazoa, Arthropoda, Arachnida, Ixodida, Argasidae. Gene Ontology annotation, molecular function: protein binding. The transcript has 12 exons. The record is from RefSeq and is a predicted model, not a curated record.